CUAUAAAAGGUGCCUCCGGCGCUCUAGGCUACUGCUCGCUGUGCCCGCCGUCCAGCUCUCUGCCAGACAGUCCCAACGCCUGUCCCGCCAUGGGUCGACAGAAGGAGCUGGUGAACCGCUGCGGGGAGAUGCUCCACAUCCGCUACCGGCUGCUUCGUCAGGCCCUGGCAGAGUGCCUGGGGACCCUCAUCUUAGUGAUGUUUGGCUGUGGAUCUGUGGCACAGGUGGUGCUCAGCCGGGGCACCCAUGGUGGUUUCCUCACCAUCAACCUGGCCUUUGGCUUUGCUGUUACCUUGGGCAUCCUCGUGGCUGGCCAGGUCUCUGGGGCCCACCUCAACCCAGCUGUGACCUUUGCCAUGUGUUUCCUGGCGCGUGAGCCCUGGAUCAAGCUGCCUGUCUACACCCUGGCUCAGACACUGGGAGCCUUCUUGGGUGCUGGGAUAGUUUUUGGGCUUUACUAUGAUGCAAUCUGGAACUUUGCCAACAAUGAGCUUAUCGUUUCGGGCCCCAAUGGCACAGCUGGCAUCUUUGCAACCUAUCCCUCUGGACACUUGGACAUGGUCAAUGGCUUCUUUGACCAGUUCAUAGGCACAGCUUCCCUCAUCGUGUGUGUCCUGGCCAUUGUUGACCCAUACAACAACCCUGUUCCCCGUGGCCUGGAGGCCUUCACUGUGGGCCUUGUGGUCCUGGUCAUUGGCACUUCCAUGGGCUUCAACUCUGGCUACGCUGUCAAUCCUGCCCGGGACUUUGGUCCCCGCCUUUUCACUGCACUCGCUGGCUGGGGUUCAGAAGUCUUCACGACCGGCCGGCACUGGUGGUGGGUGCCUAUCGUCUCCCCACUCCUGGGCUCCAUUGCGGGUGUCUUUGUGUACCAGCUCAUGAUUGGUUGCCACCUGGAGCAGCCCCCACCCUCCACCGAGCAAGAGAACGUGAAGUUGGCCCAUGUGAAACACAAGGAGCAGAUCUGAGCUAGCAGUGGCCACCUCCUCUCCCUCCACUACCCCUUCCCUUGCGCAUUUGGUGACUAUGUAGGGGCCACUCCCUAGAAGCCCCCUCAUGAUCCACCUCACAGGCUGAGAUGCUCCCUAUCUCACUACCCUGCUGGAUGGCUCGCUCCAGGAUUUCCACUGGACCCUGCCCAGUAGGACCUUAGGUCACCACCCUUAAGUCUGGGUAGGAAGGGAGUAGGGCCAGACGUGGUUUUGUCUCUCAAAGGGAGAGAAAAGGCAGCAGUUAUUUGUGUGUGUGUGUGUGUGUGUGUGUGUGUG
Molecule: messenger RNA, 1268 nt
Organism: Castor canadensis (American beaver)
Lineage: Eukaryota; Metazoa; Chordata; Mammalia; Rodentia; Castoridae
Gene: Aqp3
Product: aquaporin 3 (Gill blood group)
Biological process (GO): glycerol transmembrane transport; water transport
Cellular component (GO): basolateral plasma membrane; plasma membrane
Molecular function (GO): glycerol channel activity; urea transmembrane transporter activity; water channel activity
Source: RefSeq, a predicted model, not a curated record